AUGCAUCAGGACAGAAACUUGAAGGUGAGGAUAAGGACAUUGUUUCAGGAAACAUUUUUAUCACUGCAAAAACAAGAAUAUGUGGCCCUGUACACUUACUCAUCGGAUGAGCCAAGCGACCUCGCCUUCGAUGCCGGGGAGCGCAUCACGGUCACAAAGAAAGAUGGGGAAUGGUGGACGGGUAAGGUCGGUAGUCGGGAAGGCAUCUUUCCAUCUAACUAUGUGCAGAUGGCUCAGCCAGAGGGAGAGGGGACAUUGUCUACUACCGGUCAGUCUCUUGCUCCAGUGGUUCCGGCCGAUGUGGCAGCCAAGUCUGGAUCUUUAUCUAGGAAACCAGAGAUUGCCAAAGUGCUUGCCUCCUAUGAAGCGACGGGAGCAGAGCAGCUCAGCCUGACCGCAGGACAACUCAUUAUGGUCAGGAAGAAGAAUGCUAGCGGCUGGUGGGAAGGUGAACUACAGGCUAGGGGUAAGAAACGUCAGAUUGGCUGGUUCCCUGCAAACUAUGUAAAGCUGAUGGAAUCUGCUGGCAAGGUCACUACUCCGGGUGAGACUUCUAAAUCACCCAGUAUCUUGACUCCUCCUUCGCAAGCAAACCAGAGACUGACACCAGGCAUUGAUAUGGUAUGCCAAGUCAUCACCAUUUACCAGUACGCCCAGCAGAACGAAGACGAGCUGUCCUUCCAGAAAGGCAUGGUCAUCAACGUCCUAAGCAAGGAGGACCCUGAUUGGUGGAGAGGGGAGCUCAACGGCUCCGAGGGCGUCUUCCCGUCCAAUUACGUGCAGGAGCUCGGGGACAGCAAGAGUGCUCCGGCCACGGACUAACCAAGUACCCUGGUCUCUAAGAAUACCACUCUUACAAGAGCAUUUAAAGACCCACUACCAAACUUAAACUUGGAUUGUGAAAUUGAGACUGGUGCAAAAACCCUUUCUUCAGAAGUAUUUGGAUAUACAACUCGACUAGUGACACUGAGGUGGGAUUGAUACCAGUCUGGGAUUCAUCUUGAUGUCAUCUUCUGUUUUUUUAAUAUACUUUGGAUCGUCUAUACCAGCUUGGUUAUAUCUUAAUCAUUUUAUCGCUUAAAAAUGGAAUAAUUGUGUAUAAUUCCGAGUUGUGUUUGGUAGUGGGUCUUAGUUGCUCUUGUACUUUCCCAUAUUCAUGCGCUAGUAGCCAGUGAUAGAGUUAGCCAAGUCUCGCCUUAGAUUAAGUUUCUUGUUACAGGAAUUAUCCCAAACAACUAGCAGAGGGAUGUUUCACAAAGACUAAGAUCGAUGCCACUGUUUGCUCUCACCAUUAUGAUUUUUAAUCAUGAUUUGUACCUCCCUUGUGAGACCAAUGCCAGUAAAUGGUGAGAGCAAACAGUGGCAUGAAUGGCCUGCCAUAGUUAAGUCCAACUUAAACU
Messenger RNA from Strongylocentrotus purpuratus (purple sea urchin), 1400 nucleotides. Its product is annotated as intersectin-1-like. Gene Ontology annotation, molecular function: protein binding. The record is from RefSeq and is a predicted model, not a curated record. The transcript is spliced from 6 exons. NCBI's taxonomy places the organism in Eukaryota, Metazoa, Echinodermata, Echinoidea, Camarodonta, Strongylocentrotidae. The coding region runs from base 1 to 822 and encodes 273 amino acids.